Molecule: messenger RNA, 738 nt
Organism: Emiliania huxleyi CCMP1516
Lineage: Eukaryota; Haptophyta; Isochrysidales; Noelaerhabdaceae
Exons: 5
Biological process (GO): fatty acid beta-oxidation
Cellular component (GO): mitochondrion
Molecular function (GO): enoyl-CoA hydratase activity
Source: RefSeq, a predicted model, not a curated record
AUGGUGUCCGUGAGUGCGGGCAGCGUGCAGGCAAUCACGGGCGCUAUUUUGUCGUACUCCCCUUCGGCGAGCGCUCCGAAUCUAGACCCCAUUGCCUUUAAGGAGGCUGCCCUCGCGCGUCUCAGGAAUCUUCCGCAUGAAGUGACGCGCCUCUUCCUUAUUUCCAGCGCAGCUGCCGCUCAGUAUGAGCACGCGGCGCGGAUCGUUUUGCUCGCGGCCUCGCCGACGCGCCGCUCCGCCGGCACGCUCUGCGCCCGUCGGUGGCAACCGCGGCGGCUCUUCUCGCCAUGCCAGGCGUUGAGCGCCAGCCAGCAGCAGGCGGCAGCAGCCCGCCGGCAGCUGUACUGCGGUUGGCCCAGCCGCAACGGAGCGAGGGCGAGCAAGGCGAGCAUUCAACCUCUCGCCAAGUCGGCCCUCAUCGUGAGCAAGGCCGACGGCGUGGCCUCGGUGUCGCUGAACCACCGUCCCGUCAACGCCCUGACCCAAGGCGUGUGCGAGGAGCUGCGGCAGUGCCUCGGCGAGCUGGAGGCCGACCCGCAGGUGCGAGGCCUCCUCCUCGGGUCGGCGCUCCCCGGCCUCUUCUCGGCCGGCCUCGACCUGCACGCGUUCCACAAGCCCGACCCCGACGCCCUCGCCGACUACUGGACGGCGGUGCAGGAGCUGUGGCUGGCGCUCUGGACGAGCGACCUCGCCACCGUCGCCGCCAUCUCGGGCCACUGCCCCGCGGGAGGCUGCAUG